This is a messenger RNA of Anopheles darlingi, 908 nucleotides long. RefSeq names its product zinc finger protein 239-like. Gene Ontology annotation, cellular component: nucleus. The record is from RefSeq and is a predicted model, not a curated record. The coding region runs from base 140 to 814 and encodes 224 amino acids. The transcript has 3 exons. Lineage: Eukaryota; Metazoa; Arthropoda; Insecta; Diptera; Culicidae.
CUCGCGCACGACAUCGUGAUCCGUUUUGUCCCGAGAUGUGUCCCGUUGGAACAGCUCCUUGGCCGCCCCCGGUUUCUUGAGGAUGUACUCAUUGAUCAGAUGCUUGUGCAGUUCGUAGGGGUUCAGCUUUUUACACAAAAUGCAACGAGAACGCGACGAGGAUGAUGAAGACGAUUGGGAGAUAAGCGAUAUUUCUGAAGAUAGCGUGGGAUUCGAAGAGGAACUGGAACUGCUGGAAGCUCAGCUUCAAAAGGAGGUCCUUGCGAAUGCUGUUCCAGGUCCGGGGAAUUAUGAUGCCGUUAUCCUGGAAAGUGCCAAGGGUCCAACCGUUCGCUACUCGGAACCGGAGCUACCGCAGUAUAAAUGUGAUUCCUGCACGAAAACAUUCCAUGAGCUGAAACAUCUCGUCCGACACAUCGAGACGCACAACCGGUGGCGUUUCCGGUGUGAGCUAUGCGGGGCGUACCUGAAAACGCAGGCAAGUCUGCACAAGCAUCAACAACGGCAUGGUGUCGAAAAGCGGUACCAGUGUGAGACAUGCUGGAAAGGAUUCAGCACCAGCGACGAUCUGCAGGUGCACCGGAAGCUGCACCAAAAGCCAAACCCGCGCUACCGGUGUGAGGUGUGCGGCAAGGAUUUUGGUCGCGUCUACACGCUACGGGACCAUAUGAAAUUGCACGAGCCGGAACCGGAGCACCAGUGCGAACGUUGUUGGAAGGUAUUCCCGAAAAGGAGACAACUGCUGCUGCACGCAAGGACACAUCUUGUGCAGGAUUCCCUAGAUUCAGCGUUGCCAGGAAAUGCUGGUGCGUGAAAGAUAUCAAGUCAUUCCAUGAUCCCAGAGGGCAUUUGCAUCUCAUAGUAUUAAUAUUUGAAUUAAAUUAAGCAAUAAAUUACACAGAUGCAGC